Molecule: messenger RNA, 5211 nt
Organism: Ceratitis capitata (Mediterranean fruit fly)
Lineage: Eukaryota; Metazoa; Arthropoda; Insecta; Diptera; Tephritidae
Product: intron-binding protein aquarius
Exons: 11
Coding region: 571-5094 (1507 amino acids)
Biological process (GO): mRNA splicing, via spliceosome
Cellular component (GO): catalytic step 2 spliceosome
Molecular function (GO): mRNA binding; helicase activity
Source: RefSeq, a predicted model, not a curated record
UACAGGUGGAGUGAAAUUUUUUUCUUCUUAAGAUGUUUUCGUUCUCCUGCCAAACUGCUUAUUUAUUCGUUUCUUAACAUUUCUCCGCUUUGAUUUGUAGUGUAUCUAUCUCUGCCAAAGCAGGCCAGCGGCUACUGGUUUGAUAUGUGAACAUUUCUUCGUUAAAUAAGGGAGCGUUUGUAAACAAACUGGUCUUUCUCAGACACCUCCCUACUCUAAUGUAGCUUAACGUGAUUACUUUCAAGCCAAUAUACGGCUGAUAGUCUACAAUAAUAUUGCAACGCUUCUUCUAACCAGACCUUUGAGUUCGAUCACUGGAUUGUUAAAUUAAAGUCACCAAUUUUGUACAGAUAACGCAACGGUAGCCUUUAGUUUAUGUGAUGGUUUGAAAAUCUAUGUGCUUCAAAUGCAACUCUGUGUAUCUACAGUCAGUCGCAUUUGCAAUCUAUUACAAAUAUUGAUGUAAACAGCCGGUUGUCAAAGUUUAUUGUUUCUUAUUGCCGAAGCAUUUGGUUCGACAUAUAAACUUUCGAUAGUUUUGUUUAUUUAUUGCAUUUUAAAUAAUUUACUAUGAAACAGAAGCGCAAGCAUUCCAAUCAUGUCGAGGACAUUGGCAAACAAAAUCCGCAUACAGUGACUGUGUCACAAAUCAGCGCAGAUAUCAUAUGGCAGCUCGCUGCACAAUACUGGUCACCGGAAACACAAAUUGAGGAGCUCUUGCCCUACAAUGCCAAUAUCAUAGAUGAUAUAUAUUGUCGUGAAAUUUUAGAUCACAAAACGGCAACACGUCGUAUUAUGAUGUUGGAAUUUAGUCAAUAUUUGGAAAAAUAUUUAUGGCCGAAUUAUAAACGUGAAACAGCCACACAUGCUCACCUUAUGUCCAUUGUUGCAAUGGUGAAUGAAAAAUUUCGUGAACGUGUCGAAGUUUGGCCAAUAUUCGAAACAAAACCAGAAGAAUAUCCAGCAUUCUUUCGACACGUACUUGAGACAUGUCUACCCGGUAACGAUAGUAAGGGCAGACAUGCAACUAUGCGUGAGAAAACUGCUUUGAUUGUCUUUCUGAAUCACUGUUUCAAUAGCAUGGAAAUUGAACUGUGUCGCGAGCAGGCUAAACGUUUGGUGUCACUCUCUAUGUGGAGUUGUCUGCAACCAAAACGUUUGGAACAGGAGCUGCGUGAAGUGCCGGAAUGGCGCAAAUUUUGGCGGCGCUUACAGAAAAAAGAAAAAGGCAACGUAAAGGCCGAAGUUGAAUGGGAGCGACAUUUUCUACAGAAUUUAAUAAUUCAGUUUCUAAGCAUAUUGGAAGCCAUUUCACUUGAGGGUGAUGUACAGCCAUCUAUUGUUGCAUAUUGCGAACGUUUUUUGGAAUUCAUUAUCGACUUAGAAGCAUUGCUGCCAACUCGUCGAUUUUUCAAUACAGUUUUGGAUGACACACAUUUGCUUGUACGUGCACAAAUCUGUAAUUUGGUGCAACGCGAAGAUGGAAAACUCUUUGGUCAGCUUCUCGAUAUGUUAAAAUUUUACACUCGCUUCGAAAUAAGUGAUGUCACCGGCGACUCACUUACCGAUCACCAGAUGACUCAGCUGCAUUAUAAGAAAAUCACUUCACUACAACGAGCUGCAUUUGCCAAGUUUCCCGAUUUACGUCUAUUCGCUUUAUCAAACGUCGCCAGUGUGGACACACGCGAAUCGCUGCAACGUCAUUUUGGCGCGCUCAAUGCAACGGCGCUAAAGGAAAUCGCAUCCUUCUUGAAUUUAGUGCCCGAAUCGUUGGAAACACCAUUUCAGUGGCAUCGACUGGACGAUGAAUUCCUCAAGGAGUUAUUGAUAACACGACACGAGCGUCGCUGUUCGCAACUGGAGGCACUCAAUGAGAUGCCACUCUAUCCUACAGAGGAUAUUAUAUGGGAUGAAAAUAUUGUGCCCUCUGAAUAUUUUUCCGGUGAUGGUUGUUUGGCUUUGCCAAAGUUGAAUCUACAAUUUCUUACCUUACACGAUUAUUUGUUGCGUAACUUUAAUCUCUUUCGCUUGGAAUCGACGUACGAGAUACGGCAGGAUAUCGAGGACGCUGUGAGUCGCAUGUUACCCUGGCAAUCGGAAGAUGGUGAUGUUGUGUUUGGCGGUUGGGCGCGCAUGGCGCUACCGAUUGCCUCAUUCGCUGUGGUUGAGGUGACAAAGCCGCACAUCGGCGAACGUAAACCGUCGCGUGUACGCGCAGAUGUCUCGGUGACAUUGUCCGUACGUAAAGAGAUCAAAGAGGAGUGGGAGAAUUUGCGUAAACAUGAUGUGUGCUUUUUAAUAACCGUGAAACCGACAAAACCCUAUGGCACCAAAUACAAUCCACGUGAGCCAUUCAUACCACAAACCGGUCUGGUGUAUGUGCGCGGCUGUGAAGUGGAAGGUAUGUUAGACGUCAAUGGACGUGUAAUUGAAGAUGGCCCUGAACCCAGACCGCAUUUGCCCGGGGAACAGCGUACCUACCGGGUUUGGUUGGACUCGAAUCAAUAUCGCUUGGAUAUGGACAGCUUGCAAGAUGGUUCCGAUGAUGUCUAUGAAAGUUUUAAUAUCAUUAUGCGUCGCAAGCCAAAAGAAAAUAACUUCAAAGCCGUUUUAGAGACAAUAAGACAUUUAAUGAAUACAGAAUGUGUUGUGCCGCCCUGGUUACACGAUUUGUUGCUCGGCUACGGAGACCCUGGUGCAGCGCAUUACUCGAAUAUGCCAAAUGUGGAACGGAGUCUGGAUUUCAAUGACACAUUCUUGGAUUUCGAUCACCUAAAGAACAGUUUUCCGGGUUAUGAAAUAAAAUGUGAUGAUCCGGAUGAAAAGCGUGUACCGCCAUUUCGUUUAGUAUUUGAAGAUGUGCCAGAAGAGCGCUCUGAUGAGGUGGCCGAAGAACAGAAGGAUGCGGAAAUGAAGUCUGCACUGGAAAAGGCUAUCAUCGUGAAGCCAUAUGUUUAUGAAAGUCGUGGACCAUACGUGGCAAACAAGCCGAAGCAAAACUCUGUCCGCUUCACGCCCACACAACUGGAAGCCAUUCGCGCUGGCAUGCAACCCGGUCUGACAUUGGUUGUGGGUCCACCGGGUACUGGUAAAACGGAUGUUGCAGUACAAAUAAUUUCCAAUCUCUAUCACAAUCAUCCCAACCAGCGUACAUUGAUUGUGACACACUCCAAUCAGGCGCUCAAUCAACUCUUCGAAAAAAUUAUGGCCUUAGAUAUUGACGAACGUCAUCUGUUACGUCUCGGUCACGGUGAGGAGGCGCUAGAGACAGAAAAGGACUUCAGUCGUUAUGGUCGUGUCAACUAUGUGCUAACGCAGCGUUUACAGUUGCUUAAAAAAGUACAAAAACUCCAAGAAUCGCUCAAUGUGCUCGGCGAUAACGCAUACACUUGCGAAACGGCCGGAUAUUUUUAUCUUUACAAUGUGGUAGCGCGUUGGGAAAAGUUUCUCACACAGGCUGCUGUUGUCGCUGAUGCAACCGAUCCGGCCACUUGGCGCACAGUGUUCGAGAGAGAAUUCCCCUUCACACGUUUUUUCGCCGACGCUCUACAACCGCUCUUCAAGGGAGAGACCUACGAUGAAUAUAUGGAAAUUGCCAAAUCCUGUUUCCGUUAUAUAACGCAUAUAUUUACAGAGUUGGAGGAGUUCCGCGCCUUCGAAUUACUGCGCACCGGUUUGGAUCGCUCAAAAUAUCUGCUUGUGAAGGAGGCAAAAAUUAUUGCCAUGACUUGUACACACGCCGCAUUGAAACGCAAAGAACUGGUCAAUUUGGGCUUCCGUUACGAUAAUAUACUAAUGGAGGAGUCAGCACAAAUAUUGGAAAUUGAAACAUUCAUACCGCUGUUGCUACAAGAUCCACUCGAUGGCUAUAAUCGCUUGAAGCGUUGGAUUAUGAUCGGAGAUCAUCAUCAAUUGCCGCCUGUCAUCAAAAAUAUGGCAUUCCAAAAGUACUCGAAUAUGGAGCAAAGCUUAUUCACACGACUGGUGCGUUUAGGUGUGCCCACUGUCGAUUUGGAUGGCCAAGGUCGUGCGAGGUCUAGCAUAUGCUCAUUGUACAAGUGGCGUUAUAAGAAAUUAGAUGAUCUGACGCAUAUUUUGGAACGAAACGAGUACCGAAAUGCAAAUGCUGGAUUUGUACAUGACUAUCAACUCAUCAAUGUCGAAGAUUUCAAUGGUGUAGGAGAGACGGAACCAAAUCCAUUCUUCUAUCAGAAUCUUGCGGAAGCUGAGUACGUAGUAGCCGUUUAUAUGUACAUGCGUCUGCUAGGCUACCCUGCCGAAAAGAUAUCCAUAUUGACCACCUACAACGGGCAAAAGCAUUUAAUACGAGAUGUCAUCGAUGUACGUUGUGGAAAUAAUCCCCUAAUCGGAUGGCCACAUAAAGUCACCACGGUGGACAAAUAUCAAGGUCAACAAAAUGAUUAUAUACUCAUUUCGCUGGUUCGAACAAAAGCCGUGGGCCAUUUGCGCGAUGUACGUCGUUUGGUUGUGGCAAUGAGUCGUGCACGACUUGGUCUGUAUAUUUUUGGGCGUGUAGCGUUGUUCAAAAACUGCUUCGAGUUGCAACAAACAUUCAAAUUGCUAACACAACGUCCGCAGCGCUUACAAUUAUUGACGGAGGAAACAUAUCCCAUAGAUCGUCUAACCAAUGAAAAUGUUGACGAGCAACGCAUUUGCGUAGUGAAUAAUAUGACACAAAUGGCUGAAAAAGUUUUCGAAAUGUAUAUGAAGCGUAUGGAGGAGUUGAAGGAUAAACUGCCUGCUGAGAGUGAUCUACAAAUGUACGCACAUAUACCGCAAGAGGACGAAGAUGAAAAUGAAGCUGAGCCAUCGGCUGAUGAAGCCGUUGGAAACGCAAAUCAAACCGUCGAUAGCAGUGAACCGCCUGCUAAACGCGUCGCAAAGGAAAAUAAGAAGGCAUCGAAAGAAGCUGCUAAGUUUAUACCUACACCUAUAGUGAAUGAAAUAAAUGCGGAGGAUGAACAAGAGCCGGAUAGGGAAGAGCAAACCGAUACUGCUGUGGGUGCGGCGCAAGCAGUUGAGGAAGCAGCUACCGAAACUGAAGUAGCUGCUGAUCCACCAGCGACAGAUUAGCGGUGCCCCGUUUAAAAUAUUAUGAAAAGGUUUUACUAUGAAAGUUCUACUACAAAAUGCUUUUAAUAUAAAAAAAAACAUUUUAUUACACAAAAAUACAUAAAAAAGAUAAUUGCA